AUGGCCGAAUCGUACCCGACCCUCACCCAAUGUGCGCUUGUCGCCGGCGCACUCAAAGUUCUCCUCUUCCCGGCCUACAAAUCCACCGACUUUGAAGUCCACCGGAACUGGCUCGCCAUCACCAAUAGCCUCCCCUUGUCUGACUGGUACUACGAGAAGACGUCGGAAUGGACCCUCGACUAUCCCCCCUUUUUCGCCUACUUCGAAUGGGUCAUGUCCCAGGUCGCGAGGCUUGUCGACCCGGCCAUGGUCAAGGUCUACAACCUCGAGUACGAUAGCUGGCAGACGGUCUAUUUCCAGCGGUGGACCGUCAUCGUAUCCGAGCUGGUCCUCGUCUACGCGCUUCAGAGGUUCAUCGACUCUGCCACGGGCGCUACGAGACGAGCUGCCCAAGCUGCCGCCAUCUCCAUUCUUCUGUCGCCCGGCCUCCUCAUCAUUGACCACAUCCACUUUCAGUACAACGGAGCCAUGUACGGCAUCCUCAUCCUGUCUCUCGUCCUCGCCAGAACCAAGUCGGGCCUGCUGGGCAGCGGAUUGCUGUUCGCGGGGCUGCUGUGCAUGAAGCACAUCUACCUGUACUUGGCGCCCGCCUACUUCGUCUUCUUACUUCGCGCGUACUGCCUGUCGCCCAAGUCCAUCUUCAGAAUCCAGUUCCUCAACUGCGUCAAGCUGGGCGCCGGCAUCGCGGCCAUUUUCGGUGCCGCGUUUGGCCCGUUCGUGGCCAUGGGCCAAAUCCCCCAGAUGGUCAGCCGGCUGUUCCCCUUUUCGCGUGGUCUCUGCCAUGCCUACUGGGCCCCGAACGUCUGGGCGCUCUACUCCUUUGCCGACCGUCUUCUCAUCUAUGUUGCGCCCCGUUUCAACCUUCCCGUCAAGGCCGAGGCGAUCAACAGUGUAACCAGGGGACUCGUGGGGGACACCGCCUUUGCCGUCCUGCCCGAGAUCAGCCCGCGCACUUGCUUCGCCCUGACGCUCUUCUUCCAGGCUCUUCCCCUGGUCAAGCUGUUCUUCCAGGCGCCGCCCACCUGGGAUGCCUUUAUCGGAGCUGUCACCCUGUGCGGCUAUGCCUCGUUUCUCUUCGGGUGGCAUGUACACGAGAAGGCCGUCCUGCUGGUCAUCAUCCCGUUCAGUCUCAUCGCGCUCAAGGACCGACGCCACCUGAGCGCUUUUCGGCCCCUGGCCGUAGCCGGGCACGUGUCCCUCUUCCCUCUGUUGUUUACACCGGCUGAGUUCCCGAUCAAAACGGUGUACACCGUCUUCUGGCUGAUCUUGUUCCUCAUGGUGUUUGACCGCUUGGCGCCGGCCUCGCGAAAAGCGAGAGUCUUCCUGCUCGACAGAUUCAGCACGUUCUACGUCGCAAUCAGCAUCCCGCUGAUUUUGUACUGUUCCUUGCUUCACCAGAUCGUCUUUGGGAAGCGGUACGAGUUCCUCCCCCUCAUGUUCACCAGCUCCUACUGCGCCGUGGGGGUGUUUGGCAGCUGGAUAGGCUUCAUGGUGGUGUAUUUUACAUCCUGA
Messenger RNA from Colletotrichum navitas, 1512 nucleotides. RefSeq names its product ALG8 glycosyltransferase family ALG6. NCBI's taxonomy places the organism in Eukaryota, Fungi, Ascomycota, Sordariomycetes, Glomerellales, Glomerellaceae. Gene Ontology annotation, molecular function: dolichyl pyrophosphate Glc1Man9GlcNAc2 alpha-1,3-glucosyltransferase activity. Gene Ontology annotation, cellular component: endoplasmic reticulum membrane. The transcript is spliced from 4 exons. Gene Ontology annotation, biological process: protein N-linked glycosylation. The coding region runs from base 1 to 1512 and encodes 503 amino acids. The record is from RefSeq and is a predicted model, not a curated record.